Molecule: messenger RNA, 1900 nt
Organism: Episyrphus balteatus (marmalade hoverfly)
Lineage: Eukaryota; Metazoa; Arthropoda; Insecta; Diptera; Syrphidae
Gene: cass
Product: apoptosis inhibitor 5 homolog
Exons: 9
Coding region: 197-1792 (531 amino acids)
Biological process (GO): negative regulation of apoptotic process
Cellular component (GO): nucleus
Molecular function (GO): RNA binding
Source: RefSeq, a predicted model, not a curated record
UAAACCACACCGACGGAAAUCAAAGCCACCAUUGCAGCAGGAGAAAAUCUAUUCAAUCAAUUUCAAUUUUCGCGUUUGUUCGUUGUGUUAUAUUUCUUCUUUUCUUUUUAAGAAAAUUAUAAAUUAAUAAUAAUUAAUUCCCCGCGCACAAUAAAUUCAACAUUAAUUAUCAAUUAAUAAAAUAAAUUAAAUAAAAAUGGAUAAUAUUGAACAUUUGUAUAAAUGCUAUGAUAUUUUAUCAGAGGCUGGUGAAAAAAUUAAAGAGCAUGAAAAUGAAUAUAAAGAUAUUUUAAAAGCCGUAAAAGGAUCUUCGAAGGAAAAACGUUUAGCGUCUCAAUUUAUUGGCAAAUUUUUUAAGCAUUUUCCCGAAUUAGCCGAUUCAGCUAUCGACGCACAACUUGAUUUAUGUGAAGAUAAUGAUAUGCAAAUUCGCCGACAAGCUAUUAAAGAUUUACCAAAACUUUGUUUGGACACGGUUGGAAUUACACCAAAAAUAGGCGACACACUCGCUCAAUUGUUAAUUCUUGAUGAUCCAUUAGAAUUACAAACUGUUAAUGCAUCUCUACAAACUAUUUUAAAGGUCGAUGCUAAAGGAGCUCUUCAAGGAAUCUUUACACAAAUUGCCUCUGGCGAUGAAACAACAAGAGAAAGAUGCUUCAAAUUCAUUGCAGCUAAAUUAUUACCCAUGGGCUCAGAAGUUGUAACCAAAGAAGUCGAAGACUAUCUUAUUGAAGAAAUUAAGAAAAUUUUACAGGAUGUAAGCGCUGACGAAUUUCAUUUGUGUAUGAAUAUAUUAGGAGCCACAAAACUUGGCACUACCGUCACCGGACACACCGAAUUAGUAAAUUUGGCAACAGAACAAGCUGAACUUGGAGCCGAUAUUGAUGCCAUUACAAUUGAAGAUGAAAUUGUCGAACGUUUUAUUCAAUGUGCAACGCAUGCUAUGCCAUAUUUUUCGUCUCAAAUCAAAUCAACACAAUUUGUAGUUUUUGUAUGUGACAAAUUACUUCCAUUAAGUACAUGGAAUAUGAUUGCAACAGCUGUACAACAGGAUCAAGUUCAAUUGCGUUUAUUGAAAGUAUUUGCUGAGAUGUGUGCAUAUUGCGAUACAUUAGAAAAUGCAUCAACAAGAAUUGAUGCUGUUUAUACUAUUUUAAGGGAAUAUAUGCCAUUACCAUCAUUAACAGAUGAUGAUUUAGCUACACCACCAUCAUUCCAAUUUUCUCAUGCUGAAUGUCUUUUAUAUGCAUUGCAUAUGUUAGGUAGAAAGAAUCCAGAUGGUUUGGCAUUUGUCAACGAUCCAGAGAAAUUAAAAGAUUUUCGAUCAAGAUUACAAUAUUUGGCACGAGGAACACAAGGAUACAUCAAGAAACUAGAAGAAUCAGUCAAAGGAAAACCCACAGAUGAACUCAAAACAGAAGAACAUCAAUUGAAAUUGACCGCCCUCAAAACAACAUCAAACAUCAGCUCAUUAAUUCGUGAUCUCUUCCAUUCACCACCAAGCUUUAAAACAGAAAUUCAACUCUCUUGGGUUACAAGGAAAAAUAAUAAAAUCAGUUCAAAAAGACAUGCACCGAUAACAUUCGAUGGCAAAGCCGAAAAUGGAAACACAGAUGACAAGAAACCACGAUCAAGCUCCGACCAGAAAGUCUACGUCCCACCCUCUGGAAAAUAUUCGAAUAAAGUGCAAAACUAUGGACAAAACCGACAAAGGGCACGAAAUGGAUCAGGAGGCGGCGGCGGCGGAGGUGGCUACAGGAACAACAAUCGUCGUUCAUAUAAAAAAUACUAAAAGAAAAACAAUAAACUGAACAGAAAGAAGAUUGCUCGUGUUGUUGGGCAGGAAGAUGGAGAGGAAUUUACAAGUCAAGUAGAAUAGAAUGCGAUACAUGGAAAAAUG